Molecule: messenger RNA, 977 nt
Organism: Glycine soja
Lineage: Eukaryota; Viridiplantae; Streptophyta; Magnoliopsida; Fabales; Fabaceae
Product: probable glutathione S-transferase
Exons: 2
Coding region: 115-774 (219 amino acids)
Biological process (GO): glutathione metabolic process
Cellular component (GO): cytoplasm
Molecular function (GO): glutathione transferase activity
Source: RefSeq, a predicted model, not a curated record
CAUCACUAUAUAUAAGCGGGCCAUAACCUUCUUUUGCACUACAAAUCAGUUUUUUACUUGAAUUUUCUUCAUCCUUCUCUGUUCUCCUAGAACUUGAUUACUUGAACAUUCCCUAUGACAGAUGAGGUGGUUCUUCUGGAUUUCUGGCCAAGUCCAUUUGGGAUGAGGGUCAGGAUUGCACUUGCUGAAAAGGGUAUCGAAUAUGAGUACAAAGAAGAGGACUUGAGGAACAAGAGUCCUCUUCUCUUACAAAUGAACCCGGUUCACAAGAAGAUUCCGGUUCUCAUCCACAAUGGCAAACCCAUUUCCGAAUCCCUCAUUGCUGUUCAGUACAUUGAGGAGGUUUGGAAUGACAGAAAUCCCUUGUUGCCUUCAGACCCUUACCAGAGAGCUCAGGCUAGAUUCUGGGCUGAUUAUGUUGACAUUAAGAUACAUGAUCUUGGAAAGAAGAUUUGGACAUCAAAGGGAGAAGAAAAAGAAGCUGCCAAGAAGGAGUUCAUAGAGGCCCUUAAAUUGUUGGAGGAACAGCUGGGAGAUAAGACUUAUUUUGGAGGAGACAAUAUUGGUUUUGUGGAUAUAGCACUUGUUCCAUUCUACACUUGGUUCAAAGUCUAUGAGACUUUUGGCAGCCUCAACAUUGAGAAUGAGUGCCCCAGGUUUGUUGCUUGGGCCAAGAGGUGCCUACAGAAAGAGAGUGUUGCAAAGUCUCUUCCUGAUCAGCACAAGGUCUAUGAGUUCGUUGUGGAGAUAAGAAAGAAGUUAGUCAUCGAGUAGGUUUCAUGUUGGAUCUUAAUAGCCAUAGUGAAGUAUUGGUCGUUCUUGACCUUUCAACUAAAUAAUAUUUGUGUAAUAAAAAGGCAUUUGGAUGUGCCAAACUUCAUGCUUUCUGUAGGAUUGUGUAGGUUUUAAAAUUUUUCUGAUGUAUCUUUCAUGUGUUUGUUGGUUUUGCAAUAGAGUAUUUUCCGUAUUAUCAUAUA